AUGUCAGAAUUGAGCUUUAAAGAUAAGGUAGUGGUUGUAACUGGUGCUGGUGGUGGAUUGGGUAAGCAUUACUGUUUGGAGUAUGCUAAAAGGGGAGCAAAAGUGGUUGUUAAUGAUUUAGGUGGCUCCUUAAGCGGACAAGGAGGUGGAUCUAAGGCAGCUGACUUAGUGGUGGAUGAGAUUAAAGCAGCUGGUGGUAUUGCAGUCGCUGAUUACAAUAAUGUCUUGGAUGGGGAUAAGAUAAUUGAUACAGCAGUGAAGAGCUUUGGUACCGUGCAUGUUUUAAUUAAUAAUGCUGGUAUCUUGAGAGAUGCUCAAUUUAAGAAAAUGACUGAGAAAGAUUUCCAAUUGGUAAUUGACGUUCACGUAAAUGGUGCUUAUAAAGCUACGAAGGCCGCCUGGCCAUACUUCAGGAAGCAGUCAUACGGAAGGAUAAUUAAUACCGCUUCCCCAGCUGGUUUAUAUGGUAAUUUCGGUCAAGCAAAUUACUCAGCGGCAAAGUUAGGUUUAGCUGGAUUUGCUGAGACAUUAGCAAAGGAAGGUGAAAAAUAUAAUAUUAAAGCUAAUGUUAUUGCUCCAUUGGCCAGAUCUAGAAUGACUGAGAAAGUAUUACCUCCACCAAUAUUAGAACAGUUAUCUCCAUCUAAGAUUGCUCCAUUGGUCUUAUAUUUAACUCACGAUCAAAAUAAAUUGAAUGGUCAAAUCUUUGAAGUCGCUGCUGGUUUCUUCGCUCAAAUCAGAUGGGAAAGAUCGGGUGGUGUGUUGUUUAAACCAGAUGAAUCAUUUACUGCUGAAGUAGUAGCAAAGAGAUUUGACGAAAUCUUAGAUUUCGAUGACUCAAAGAAACCAGACCUCUUAAAGAAUCAGCAUCCAUUCAUGUUGAAUGACUAUAACUCCUUAGUUGCUGCUGCUGAUAAGUUACCCCCAAACGAUGCAAGCGGUGCUCCUGCAGUUUCAUUGAAGGGUAAGGUUGUCUUGAUCACUGGCGCUGGUUCUGGUUUGGGUCGUGACUAUGCUUUAUGGUUCGCCAAGUAUGGUGCUAAAGUCGUUGUGAAUGAUUUCAAAGAUCCAUCAAAGGUUGUAGACGAAAUUGUAGCUUCUGGUGGUGAUGCUCAUGGUGAUACACAUGAUGUUGCAAGUGACUCUCAGGCUAUUAUAGACAACGUUAUUAACAAGUAUGGAACUAUUGAUGUUCUUGUUAACAAUGCAGGUAUUUUAAGGGACAAGUCGUUUGCUAAGAUGACUGAUGACGAAUGGAACAUUGUCCAAAGGGUCCAUUUAUUCGGUACAUUUAACUUGACUAGAUUGGCUUGGCCUCAUUUCUUAGAGAAAAAGGCUGGUAGGGUAAUCAACGUUACAUCUACGUCUGGAAUUUAUGGUAACUUCGGUCAGGCUAACUAUGCUACAGCAAAAGCGGCAAUUUUAGGUUUCUCUAGAACCAUCGCCAUUGAAGGUGCCAAGAGUAACAUUAAAGUCAAUGUAGUUGCUCCUCAUGCAACUACUGCUAUGACUUUAACUAUCUUUAGAGAGGAAGAUAGAAACCUCUUCCCACCUGAUUUAGUCGCUCCUUUAUUAGUUUAUUUGUCGUCUGACGAGGUUCCUGUUACCGGUGAAUUGUUCGAAGUAGGCGGUGGAUGGAUUGGUAAUACUAGAUGGCAAAGAGCCAAGGGAUCUGUAAGUAGAGAGGAAAAUGUCACCCCUGAGUUUGUCAGAAACACGCUAGGUGAUAUCACUGAUUUCAGUACUGGUACUGCUAACCCAAAGAGUACGACUGAAUCUUCCAUGGCUAUUUUGAGUGCUGUUGAGGGCGAUGAUGAUGAUGAUGAUGAUGAUGAAGAUGAAGAUGAAGAUGAUGAGGAUGAGCCUUUAGAUGAUCCUAAAUUUACUUUCACUGAUAAAGAAGUCAUAUUAUACAAUCUCGGACUUGGUGCAACUGCUAAGGAAUUGAAAUAUGUAUACGAGAAUGAUAGUGAUUUCCAAGUCAUCCCUACGUUUGCUCACUUGCCAACUUUCAAUUCAGGUAAUUCUCUGUACUCUUUCUCCAAAUUGUUGAAGAAUUUCAACCCUAUGUACUUAUUGCAUGGGGAGCAUUACCUUAAAAUAGAAAAAUUCCCAAUUCCCACUGAGGCAACUAUUGAGACCUUCUUCACACCUUUGGAAGUAAUUCAGAAGGGAUCGAACACAAUCGUUGUUCAAGGUUCAAAGUCUGUUGACGUGAAUACCAAAGAAACGUUGUUUUCUAAUGAAGCAACCUUUUUUAUUAGAAAAUGUGAAGGUGAGACUAAGAAGUAUGCUGAGAGAAAUUCCUUUGCUACUUCACAGUUCAUAUCACCAUCUACCGAACCUGACUUCACAACAUCUAUUAAGAUUUCAGAAGACCAAGCAGCAUUAUACAGAUUAUCUGGUGACAGAAACCCAUUACAUAUCGAUCCAGCUUUCGCUAAAGGUGCUGGAUUUGAUAAACCAAUCUUGCAUGGUAUGUGUACUUACGGUUUAUCUGCGAAGGCUUUGUUAGAUCAGUUUGGUCCUUUCACUGAGAUUAAGGGUAGAUUUACUGGUAUUGUUUUCCCAGGUGAAACCUUGAAACUUCUUGCUUGGAAACAAGGCAACACUGUUUUAUUCCAGGUUCAAGUGGUGGAGAGGAAGACGAUUGCCAUUAACAACGCGGCAAUCAAGUUACUUAGCAACAAGUCAAAUCUUUGA
Priceomyces carsonii is the source of this 2703-nucleotide messenger RNA. RefSeq names its product bifunctional hydroxyacyl-CoA dehydrogenase/enoyl-CoA hydratase (gene FOX2). The record is from RefSeq and is a predicted model, not a curated record. Gene Ontology annotation, molecular function: oxidoreductase activity. Bases 1 to 2703 code for a protein of 900 amino acids. Lineage: Eukaryota; Fungi; Ascomycota; Pichiomycetes; Serinales; Debaryomycetaceae. The transcript has a single exon.